Molecule: messenger RNA, 1098 nt
Organism: Pyrus x bretschneideri (Chinese white pear)
Lineage: Eukaryota; Viridiplantae; Streptophyta; Magnoliopsida; Rosales; Rosaceae
Product: protein TIFY 3B
Exons: 5
Coding region: 83-715 (210 amino acids)
Biological process (GO): regulation of jasmonic acid mediated signaling pathway; response to wounding; regulation of defense response
Cellular component (GO): nucleus
Source: RefSeq, a predicted model, not a curated record
CUUUUUUUUAUGAGUUGUUUUGUGCUUCUCUAUAUUUUCUGUGAAAGUUGUGAAGCAAGCAACAACCUGUGAGGAAAAAGCAAUGGAGGAAAAAGCAGAAGUUGGUUGUGAUGUGAAGCUUUCAGAGAUGGAGAAAGAAAUGGUUGCCCAAAACAAGCCUAACCAGACAGAGGAUGAUCUGCAAAACCUCAGGAAAGGACUAUCUACACUAAACAUUACCAGUCCUGCUCCGGCUCAGCUUACCAUCUUCUACGCAGGGAGCGUUAGUGUGUUUGACGCAAUUACUGCAGAAAAGGUUCGUGAACUUAUGCUUAUUGCGGCUGCUGCUGCUGCUGCUGCUGCUGAUAAGAAGACCAGUGAUGUGAAGAAUACUGCGACAAGCGGUCCUCCAAGUCCACUGGUUCGUACAGGGUCGUCUUCGCUGCAAAACUCUUCUGCUCCUGGUUCACCAGUUGUCCAGCCCUACCCUGAUCAGAAGAGUUCCAUUAGCAAAUUGGAAGCUGGGUUUCCCAUUGCAAGGAGACACUCUCUUCAGCGCUUCCUGGAGAAGCGACGUGACAGGUUGGUCAGCAACAGUCCAUAUCCUACUUCGCCAGCAACACCGAUGGUCGACAACGCAAAAACUAAUCCGAGCAAUAACGCUUCUCUGGGUGUGGGUUGCUUCAAACAAUCUGCCAUGGUUCAGGAAGAAACUCAACCAAGUUCGGUUGCCUAGCCAGCUUGAACUUCUAUGAUUCUAUCCUAUUUUAUGACUCAGCAUGUGUAGUAACUUCGCAAAGACGUACAUUUAACCAGUAACUGUUGUGUUUAAAUUGCCCGUUUGUGCAAUCGGGUCCGCGCGUGUAUAAAUCAUCCGUCGAUUGAAACUGAAAAACAACCCUGAAUGACAGACUGGUGGUCGACGAUGAAUUAUGUGUUUGAUUGGUGACGAAGAAUUUGUAAACUUGUUACCCCUGUUUAUGCCGAGGCGGUUUGAUUGUAUUCGUUAUGUUAUAUUACGUUGUGGACUUGACUAUAACAAAUGACAAACUAUUUGUGUUGCCUCGGUCGUGUGGUGAACAUGAAGCUACUUGUUAUAAUAAAACCAAGUUCGCUUUG